UCUCGCCGCGCCUCGAGCUGGCUGUAUACUUCAUUGCCAGUGUUUUGAACAAAAAAAAAAGUUUACAACGCGCGGAAAAUUUUGACGUCUAAAAAUUUAAAAUAAGUUGUUUACUUUUGAUAUUCGUUAUAUAUUUUUUUAUUUUAAUGCGUUUUGGAUUUAAGUUUUAUUUAUAAGUGAUGGGGUCAGGAGCAUCCGGUCUGGCGGGCGAGGUGCCGGGCUCCGACCUACGGCUGCCGGCAUCCGGACUUCGCUUCUCUUUGCACCAACUACGCGCUCUCAACUCUUACCUAGAUAUCUUGUAUGAGGAGGAUCAAAAAGGUCGUAUAACAACGGAGACGGAGUGCAUAGUGGAGGGAAUUGUGCAGCGUAUAGUAGAUGGCGCCGGGCAGAGGGACCCGCGCUUCAGAUGCUGCCAUCUAAUUGCAUUGCAUAGAAACAAAAAGAUGCGAUCUCGUUCUCUGGAGUACCUGGUGACGCUAGAUGCUCUGCCAACCCUGAACGCGGAGAGCACACACUGCCGGCUGCAAGAUGGGCCUGUCGGCUACGGCAAGGUCUGCCUGACAGGCAGGGAGGCAGACAAGUGGGCAGAGUUCCUGACACCAACGGGAUAUCUAUGCCGAGACAAGGUGGUGGAGCGCUGGGUGCAGCUGUUGGCGCGAUGUGCGCGCGGCAAAGGAGGCGGCUCCUCCCGCGUCCUCAGCGCACGCGCGGCCGCGUACGCUCGCCCGCAACGAUACUGCUAUCUGGAAACCGUAUCACAGCAGAAGAGCUGCGAGCGGCGGCUGGCCAUAGUGGAGGGCGCGGUGUGGGUGCUGGUGCGUGUGGGCGCGGCGCAGGCCGAGGCCAAGCUGGUGCUGUGCGCCCGCGCCGCCGGCUGCAGCACCGCCGCCGCCCGCGUGCCUCUCACACACCCCAUGGCUCUGCUGCACUACACCGCCGCACAGGAGGUCAACUAA
This is a messenger RNA of Papilio xuthus (Asian swallowtail), 959 nucleotides long. RefSeq lists its product as uncharacterized. Bases 180 to 959 code for a protein of 259 amino acids. The transcript has 6 exons. Lineage: Eukaryota; Metazoa; Arthropoda; Insecta; Lepidoptera; Papilionidae. The record is from RefSeq and is a predicted model, not a curated record.